Panthera uncia (snow leopard) is the source of this 2499-nucleotide messenger RNA. It is a transcript of the gene KRT5, whose product is annotated as keratin 5. The record is from RefSeq and is a predicted model, not a curated record. NCBI's taxonomy places the organism in Eukaryota, Metazoa, Chordata, Mammalia, Carnivora, Felidae. Gene Ontology annotation, molecular function: structural constituent of skin epidermis. Gene Ontology annotation, biological process: keratinization; intermediate filament organization. Gene Ontology annotation, cellular component: keratin filament. Bases 342 to 2135 code for a protein of 597 amino acids. The transcript has 9 exons.
GAGACUGGCUGGCAGCAUCGCCAGCUUUCUGCCAAGACAUCAGCGCUGCAAGGCAAGGUUAUUCCUAACUGAGCACAGCCUGCCAGGAAGCAAGCGUUUGCACCCCACACCACUGUGCAGGUGUGACGGUGAGCUCACAGCUGCCCCCCAGGCAUGCCCAGCCCACUUCAUCAUUCACAGCUCGACAGUUCUCCCGCCCAACCCAGUCCUAGAGGAUAAAAAGGGGGGAUUGAAGUUCCUGGGUAACAGAGCAGCCUUCUGCGUCCUGCUGAGCUCUGUUCUCGUCAGCACUUCCCGACCCCUAGUGCCCGGUACUCUUGCUCCGCCAGGAACAAGCCAUCAUGUCUCGCCAGUCGAGUGUAUCCUUCCGGAGUGGGGGCGGCCGUAGCUUUAGCGCUGCCUCUGCCAUUACCCCGUCUGUCUCCCGCACCAGUUUCACCUCCGUGUCCCGGUCCGGGGGUGGCGGUGGCGGCUUCGGCAGGGUCAGCCUAGGGGGUGCUUGUGGAGCAGGUGGCUAUGGCAGCCGGAGCCUCUACAACCUGGGAGGCUCCAAGAGGAUCUCCAUCAGCACUAGUGGUGGCAGCUUCAGGAACCGAUUUGGUGCAGGUGCUGGAGGCGGCUAUGGCUUCGGAGGUGGAGCCGGGAGUGGAUUUGGUUUUGGCGGCGGAGCCGGUGGCGGCUUUGGGCUCGGUGGCGGCGCUGGCUUUGGAGGUGGCUUUGGUGGCCCUGGCUUCCCUGUGUGCCCCCCCGGAGGCAUCCAAGAGGUCACCGUCAACCAGAGUCUCCUGACUCCCCUCAACCUGCAAAUCGACCCCACCAUCCAGCGGGUGAGGACUGAGGAGCGGGAGCAGAUCAAGACCCUCAACAACAAGUUCGCCUCCUUCAUCGACAAGGUGCGGUUCCUGGAACAACAGAACAAGGUCCUGGACACCAAGUGGACUCUGCUCCAGGAGCAGGGCACCAAGACCGUGAGGCAGAACCUGGAGCCCUUGUUUGAGCAGUACAUCAACAACCUCAGGAGACAGCUGGACAGCAUCCUGGGGGAGAGGGGCCGCCUGGACUCAGAGCUGAGGAACAUGCAGGACCUGGUGGAGGACUUCAAGAACAAGUAUGAAGAUGAAAUCAACAAGCGUACCACUGCUGAGAAUGAGUUUGUGAUGCUGAAGAAGGACGUGGAUGCUGCCUACAUGAAUAAGGUGGAGCUAGAGGCCAAGGUCGAUGCCCUAAUGGACGAGAUCAACUUCAUGAAGAUGUUCUUUGAGGCGGAGCUGUCCCAGAUGCAGACGCAUGUCUCAGACACUUCUGUGGUCCUGUCCAUGGACAACAACCGGAACCUGGACCUGGACAGCAUCAUCUCUGAGGUCAAAGCCCAAUAUGAGGAGAUUGCUAACCGCAGUCGGACAGAAGCUGAGUCCUGGUACCAGACCAAGUAUGAAGAGCUGCAGCAGACAGCAGGCCGGCACGGGGAUGAUCUUCGCAACACCAAGCAAGAGAUCUCUGAGAUGAACCGGAUGAUCCAGAGGCUUAGAGCUGAGAUUGACAAUGUCAAGAAGCAGUGUGCCAAUCUGCAGAACGCCAUUGCUGAUGCUGAGCAACGCGGGGAGCUGGCCCUCAAGGACGCCAAGCACAAGCUGGCUGAGCUGGAGGAUGCUCUGCAAAAGGCCAAGCAGGACAUGGCCCGGCUGCUCAGGGAGUACCAGGAGCUCAUGAACACCAAGCUGGCCCUGGAUGUGGAGAUUGCCACCUACAGGAAGCUGCUGGAGGGCGAGGAGUGCAGACUGAGUGGAGAAGGAGUUGGACCAGUCAACAUCUCUGUCAUCACAAACAGCGUGUCCUCUGGCUACGGAGGCGGCAGUGGCUUUGGCAGUGGCCUUGGUGGAGGUCUUGGCGGUGGUCUUGGCGGUGGUCUUGGCGGUGGUCUUGGCAGUGGUCUUGGAGGAGGUGGCGGUGGGAGCUACUACUCCAGCAGCAGUGGAGGCGUUGGCCUCGGUGGUGGGCUCAGUGUGGGGGGCUCUGGCUUCAGUGCAGGCAGUGGCCGAAGCCUGGGGGUGGGCUUUGGCAGUGGUGGGGGCAGCAGCUCCAGUGUCAAGUUUGUCUCCACCACCUCUUCUUCCCGGAAGAGCUUCAAGAGCUAAGAGCCUGCCUCAAGUCACUGCCUCUCAAGUGCAGCCACCAGACCUGUGGUGACCGCCUCUUCCAGGUGGUUGCCAAGCCAAAAUUUUUCUUUUUCUGGAGUGUAGUCUAGAGCAAGCAUAUUGCAGAACUGCAUUCUUUGGUUUCUGGAAGGGUCCACUCCCCAGUCUCUAGUCUCCCAUGUCAUGAUUCUAUGUUCUGCUUCAAAUCAGCCUCUAGGUCUCUAUAGCAUGGUCCUUGAUGUGAGAAGAAUCCAAAGUUUUCUGGUAUCUAAAUCUUUCAGAACAGGGUCCCCAUCCUAAGCCCAAAUUUUGUUCUUGUUCUGACUACCUCCAAAGUGUGUUCAAAUAAAAAAUGCUUUUAUAA